AUGAGGGAGCUGAACCACAGAUCGGUGCUGUCCAACAGAGCUAGUUUCAUAAUAUCGCAGACGGUGUACGACCGACGGGCGCUCGACAACGUUGCAGACCUCCCGCUCAUCAACUCGUUGAACCACUUGACGUUCCUGACCUCGAGCUCGGCCAAGGUGCGGGAGACGAUGUCGGAGGACGGGGCGCUAGAGCGGUUGGUGUCGAUUUUGCAUGACUGCUACUUGACGCUCCACGACUUGUGCAUCGGGUUGCACGUCGGGUUCCGGAUGGGCACGGUGGACUCAAUCGUGCGGCAGCGCAAGAUGGCGAUGGUGGCUUGGAAAUGGACGUUGGCGUUCCAGUGCCUCGUGCUCACGGGCACGCGAGGGACACAGGAGAUACGCAAGCAGGUGGCGCACAGCGGCGUCAUCCCGAUCAUCGCGACCGUGCUCGAUAACUACAUGAUCUACCACAAGAACUUCGAUUUCUUCCGCGACGAGCCGAUCGAGUUCGACUUCAAGUCGAUUGCCAGCGGGAACAUCUUCCAGCUCCAGCCGGAGGAGAUGGAGAGCUUUUUCCAGAAGAUGGACAAAUCGCACCCCAACUUGCGGCUAUGCAUCAACAUGGAGCGCUUCAAGAUCCUCGUGGGCGAGGACAUCCCCAGCCUCCUGGACGACCCUGCGAAGGUGAACAUGCACAACUGCGUGCCGCCCAUCACACGGCUCGAUACCGACUUCCAAUCUUUGUGGGAGGGGACGCUAGGCUUAAAGAGCGACGAGCAUCCUUUGUCGGACGUUGUGCUCUCAAUUCCGAGAGAGUUUUUUUUGGGACGGGUGAUUCCGAAACUCGACGACAUUACCUGGUCGGUCCAGUUGUUGGCGUUUUUGACCAAAUGCACCGCGACGAAGCCGUACUUGCAGAAGGUGUCGUUGGUGGAGUCGAUCUCCUUUCGUCCGAUCUUGGAGCGGGCCAAGGAGCGCUAUACGCUUUUGAGCAACUCGUUACCCCCUUUGAACUUCACCGAUCUGUCGCUGGUAGAUGACGAUGACCAACGCACUAGUAGCAGCAAACCAAAAGUACCAAUUGUUAUAGAUCCAUUUCUCAUGGAGAUUAACGCUAUAUGCGAGGAAAGCAAUAACAAGAAGCAAGCCAAGAAGUCUGUUAACUUCUCUAUGCUAGGGUUGACUGAUUUUACCAAACUCAAAAAAGCCGAUACUACAGAUGUCUGGAGAGCGUUUAGGAUGUACGACGAAGUACAAAUGAAAAAGAGAUUUAGUUAUAAAUGGGAUUAUGAUAAAGUGUCCAGGGAAUUGGAUGAAGAGACAUGGAAUAAGAUUAUUAAUAGGGAAACUUUGAAUUUAUUUGCAUUAGUGGAAAGAUAUACGGUAAAGAUUGAAAACGAUGCCAAUAUAACCUAUUGGAGUUCUGUCGUUAUGCGCAACUCCUGUCGCAAGCAUGAGGCUACAGGAGUGAGGCAAUGUGCCAACUUCUUCUGUGGUAAAUGGGAAGACCACCCGAAGCAGUUUCCCAAGUGCCGCCGUUGCAAGCGCACAAAAUAUUGCAGUUGUGAGUGUCAACUACAAUCUUGGGCAUAUCAUCGGUACUGGUGCCAUGAUGUUGGCUCUGUCUUCACGGGCACCUCCUCAACGGCAAACACCACUGGGACACAUACGCCAAAUGCUGUCGGUCAGUCGGCUGGAACCACGACCACUACUACCACGGCGGCUACGGAGGUAGAUCAAUCCAUUUUGAUGACAGCAAGGGGUAACGUAGUGGACCCACAAGGAAUUGCCAACCAAUCGGCAGGUGAGUUCGUGGACACUUCGGAAAACCCACCUAUCGGAGGUGCUUAA
This is a messenger RNA of Eremothecium gossypii ATCC 10895, 1833 nucleotides long. It is a transcript of the gene MUB1, whose product is annotated as MYND-type zinc finger protein MUB1. The record is from RefSeq and is marked provisional. Gene Ontology annotation, cellular component: MUB1-RAD6-UBR2 ubiquitin ligase complex. Bases 1 to 1833 code for a protein of 610 amino acids. Gene Ontology annotation, biological process: ubiquitin-dependent protein catabolic process; establishment or maintenance of cell polarity. Lineage: Eukaryota; Fungi; Ascomycota; Saccharomycetes; Saccharomycetales; Saccharomycetaceae. The transcript has a single exon.